AUCUGCAGGCGGAUCUCGAGGAAGUCACCUCAUUGUAUCAUGACAGAUGUAUAAUUAUGAAGAAGGGCUGAUGGGCAAAGUUGCAUCUGAUAAAUGUCACAAAUGGGUCUUCAAAGAACCAACUGAAUGUGAACCUAAUAUCUCCAACUACUGGCAAAGCUCUUUUGAUGUUCUGCCCACUGAAUGGACUGAUCAGUUUGAGUCGGGGAUUCAGACUAUAGCUGUGAUUCAAGCUGGUCAUGGUCUUUUGCAGUUGGGCUCCUGCAAGAUUGUAAAAAGAUUCUGUCCCAGAGAGCUUCUUCUUAUAUUUAAAUUUACAUUUACAUGUGAUAAUUAUUAUGGCAUGCUAUGAAUUGGAAUCUCAAUUUCUCUAUCUCAGUUUCUCUUUGGUCUCGUCUUUGCCGGUAGAAUCACUAUCAGGUAUUCAAAUUAUCUUCUUUUUCCCCCGCUACAAUCAUAUAUAUAUAUAUAUAUAUAUAUUUGGGAGUUUGAAAAUAUGUUUGAGUAGCUAUAAUAUUUCCCACACAUGUAUACAUCACCAACUUAUAGUCGAUCUUCAUUUUGGCAUCGACCAAACUCAAAAUAUAUUUAUUUUUCCAAUCUGUUUUACCAGUUUCCUGCCAAUUGAGUAUCUUUUUACUAAGUUUUGCGUAUCUUACUGGAACUCCCAAAGGACAAGUGGUUUUGCUGUGAUGAUUACAGUAGGAUUCAUAUAGCUCUACAAAAUUUGGUAUCACUUGGACUCAAGAUUGUUCCAGCUUCAUUAUGUGAAACUUAAGAAGCAUGUAGAUAAAUGAUUGUUUAUUGAUGAAGCAGAGGAUGAUUUUAAUGGCGAAUUAUAAGUGGAAAAAGACUACAUUAUUUCUCUCAAGGUCUGCUGCUAAUUGCUAUAGGUGAUCGAGAUAGUGACACGAUCAAGAGACAUGAAUCUGUGCAAUUAGUAAUUGAUAAAUGUUACAAAUAGAUUUUUAUUAGACAUUACAUGAGCUUUUAUCAUGUUAUUUUGUACUUGAACCAAAUUUCGUGAUACAUGUAUUGAAUAUUUUGAUGGUAUAAGAAAUAUAUUAGAUUUUAU
Messenger RNA from Cannabis sativa, 1075 nucleotides. Its product is annotated as protein RICE SALT SENSITIVE 3-like. The record is from RefSeq and is a predicted model, not a curated record. NCBI's taxonomy places the organism in Eukaryota, Viridiplantae, Streptophyta, Magnoliopsida, Rosales, Cannabaceae. The coding region runs from base 47 to 352 and encodes 101 amino acids. The transcript has 5 exons.